AUGGAGACAGGAAAUUUUCUUUCCUUUUAUUUUUAUUUAUUCUUUCUUUUUAUGUUUUCUUUCUUUUUUUUUUCCUACUUAUUUUUUCUUCCUUUCUCUUCUUCUUUCUUUCUAUUUUUCUUUUUCUUCUUCUUACUUUUUAUUUAUAUCUUUCUUUUUCUCUAUUUUCUUUCUUCUUUUCUUUUUCUUAUUUUUUCUUUCUUUCUAGCUAUCUUUUUUAUUUCUUCCUUUCCUUUUAGCUUUCUUUAUUAUUUUUUCUGUCUUUUUCUUCUUUCUUCCUUUCUUUCUUCAAUUUUCUUCUUGUUUUCUUUCUUUUUCUUCUUCUUUUUUUCAUUUUUCAUUCUUUUUCUUCUUAUUUUACAUUUGUUCUUUCUUUUUUCCUUUUAUUUCCCUUUUUCUUUCUUUUUAUUUUCCUUUUCUUUUUAUCUUUCUUUCUUCAUUUUUCAUUCUUUUUCUUCUUAUUUUACAUUUGUUCUUUCUUUUUUCCUUUUAUUUCCCUUUUUCUUUCUUUUUAUUUUCCUUUUCUUUUUAUCUUUCUUUCUUCAUUUUUCAUUCUUUUUCUUCUUAUUUCACUUUUGUUCUUUCUUUUUUUCUUUUUAUCUCCCAUUUUCUUCUUAUUUUUCUUUCUUCUUAUCUCCUUUUUCUUUUUAUCUUUCUUUCUUCAUUUUUCAUUCUUUUUCUUCUUAUUUCAUUUUGUUCUUUCUUUUUUCCUUUUUAUCCCCCUUUUUUUUCUUUUUUCUUUUUUAUCUUUCUUUCUUCAUCUUUCUUUUUGUUCUUAAUUUACUUUUGUUCUUUCUUUCUUUAAGUUGUUCGUUUUAUCUAACAUGA
Acanthosepion pharaonis is the source of this 828-nucleotide messenger RNA. The record is from the annotation of a GenBank genome assembly. Lineage: Eukaryota; Metazoa; Mollusca; Cephalopoda; Sepiida; Sepiidae.